UGCUAGUCUCUAAGCCUCUUCUUUUCUAUUUUAUUUCUUUUUACAAGCAUAUACAUACCCAGUAGCCAUCAGUCACCAUGUCCGACCUCCCCACUAGCUUCGAUCAACCCGUCCACAUUGCCGUCAUCGGCGGCACUGGCCUUGCCCAGCUCGAGGGCUACGAGCCCAUUGCUGUCGUCAACCCCAUCACCCCUUGGGGACCUCCCGCCUCGCCCAUCUCCAUCCUCUCCCACAACGGUGUCAACAUUGCCUUCCUCGCCCGUCACGGCCUGUACCAUCAGUUUGCGCCUCACGAGGUUCCCAACCAGGCCAACAUCGCUGCUCUCCGCCACCUCGGUGUCCGAUGCGUCAUUGCCUUCUCCGCCGUGGGCUCCCUGCAGGAGGAGAUUAAGCCCAUGGACUUUGUGAUCCCCGACCAGGUCAUCGAUCGCACCAAGGGCAUCAGGCCGUUCACCUUCUUUGAGGGUGGUGUUGUGGGCCACGUUGGAUUCGCCGACCCCUUCGACAAGAAGCUGGCAGACAUUGUCAAGACCUGUGCGGCGCACAUGGAGGGCGAUGGUGUGGUGCUUCAUGACAAAGGCACCUUGAUCUGCAUGGAGGGACCCCAGUUCUCUACCCGUGCCGAGUCUCACAUGUACCGCUCAUGGGGUGGCUCUGUCAUCAACAUGUCUGCUCUUCCCGAGGCCAAGCUUGCCCGCGAGGCUGAGCUUUCCUACCAGGUUAUCUGCAUGGCUACCGACUACGACUGCUGGCACUCAUACGAGGACGUCAACGUCGAGAUGGUUAUCAAGUACAUGCAUGCCAACAGCCAGAACGCUAAGCGACUGGUUGGCGGUGUUCUGGACCAGCUCUCCAAGCUGGACCACAGCGACCUUGUCCUGGCCAAGCACUGGGAGGGUGCGUCUUCCGGCCCUGUCAAGUUCAUGACCAAGCCUGCUGGCAGGAACCCUGAGGCCAUGAAGAAGGUCGAGUACCUGUUCCCGGGUUUCUGGGAUAACUAGGCUGGGUAGACUAAAAAAAGAUAAAUACGGGGGCGUUUGGAGGUGGAAAAUACGGCGCAAUCAAAAUGCCGGCCCAAGUCAGAUGCGUGUCUGAGGUUCAACGGCUCAUAAAUCCAGUUUUCAUUUUUGCAUACUGCCCUUUUUUUUUUAUUCGAUUUCCCCUUUUCAUUUACGAUAUUCGGAAGAAGCCAGGCAAGAAAGACUACGCAAGAGAUUCAUUUUGGCGAUAGAUCUUCAACAGAUAUAACAAGUUUAGACAGUCGUGGUAGAAGACAGAUAUAUCAGAUCAGACUUAGAGAGCUCGAAUUGUCUUCUUUCGUGUGCGUGUU
This is a messenger RNA of Trichoderma harzianum CBS 226.95, 1330 nucleotides long. RefSeq lists its product as hypothetical. Gene Ontology annotation, cellular component: cytosol. The transcript has 4 exons. The record is from RefSeq and is a predicted model, not a curated record. Lineage: Eukaryota; Fungi; Ascomycota; Sordariomycetes; Hypocreales; Hypocreaceae. Gene Ontology annotation, biological process: nucleoside metabolic process. Bases 78 to 1001 code for a protein of 307 amino acids. Gene Ontology annotation, molecular function: S-methyl-5-thioadenosine phosphorylase activity.